GUACACACAGACAGACACAGACACACUGGCUCACCCAGAUCUCGCCUAAACUAAAUCAAUCAGAAGUAAACUACUGAUUCCAGUUUCCGCACAUACGUUAUCACUGAUUGGCUAACAAAACUGCACAUGAACUUCACAAGGACACACUUACAAGCAGAAGAAACACACCCAUACAAACACACACACACAGACACGCAGAGCAAAGAGACACUCCCCCUUCACAUGUGGUCUCAAGUGAUAUUGCAGCAGUUAGACAUCUGAACUCCAAACUCGACAGUAUUUUUUUUUUUUUUAACAACAUCAUGAGUCUAUCCGCUGCUCAGCAAGGAGGUGCCCCGACAUGGAGAGAGGCCAGAAUGGAGAUGGCCAAAAGACUAAAGGACGACGAGAAGCUCCACUUGUUUGACGGAAUCCUCUACCCUGUGGUGCUCUGCCCGGCCGAAAACAUCGAGGCCCUUAGGACCCUGAAGGCUAGACCAGACGAUUUGGUUCUGCUUUCCUUCCCAAAGUGCGGAUUCAACUGGACGGUGUCUCUCUUACGGAAAAUGCUGGUUGCAGCAAAAGGGAAGAGUUUCUCAUCAGAGAUGCCUCCACAGCUUGACUUCUGUUCGCCAGAGAUGCAGAGGACAAUAGAACAAGAGCCGUCGCCAAGGUUACUGGGCACUCAUUGUCACAUGGGGAGACUGCCUCUUCUGUCCCAGUCCAUCAGAGACAACAAGACAAAGAUGCUAAUGAUGUUCAGGAACCCAAAAGACACGGCUGUCUCCUACUUCCACUUCAUGAACAGUAACCCAGCUCUUCCCAGCGCCGCGUGGAACUCGUUCUUCUCAGACUUCAUUACUGGGAACGUAACAUUUGGGUCCUACCUGGAUCAUAUUGAAGCCUGCUCCAAACUGGUCGAUGAACCCAAUGUGAUGACAGUUAUUUAUGAGGACCUAAAGGAGGACUUGACUGGAAAUCUCCGGCGGAUCGCCCGAUUCCUGGACGUCCCCCUGACGGAGGAGCAGGUCCAGGCCAUCUCAGCCGAGAGCACCUUCAGUGCCAUGAAGGAGAACGCUGUCAACACCCAUGGCAAAUUUGGCAAUGUCUUAUUCCGGAAAGGUGAGGUGGGUGACUGGAGGAAUCACUUCAGUGAGGCCCAGAGCCAACAGAUGGACGAGGAGUUCAACAAGAGACUAGCAGGAACCAAACUGGGGGCCCUGCUCCAAUACGACACCUACUGCAAGUAGGGAAAGGCAGCAGGGAUCACACUUCAUCUCUGUGGUUCACAGUGGGCCCACCCAACCAAGACCACAUUAACAUGUGCUGAUUUGAAUGAGAGAUGCGGUGAACAUCAGAAUGUGGACGUCUCUUCUGUUAACUUUAAUGAAGGACAAUCAGUUCCCUGUGUUCAAAAAACAACAUUUUAAACUACCUGCAUGUUAUAUGCAGUAUUAACAAACAUAAAAAAAAAUCACAAUCUUUCAUAGAGAUAAUGUCUUAUGAAUGUAUGAAUGAAUGAAUGAAUGAAUCUUUAUUUAGCAGACUCAAGUCCAUAAAUACAAACAUAAGACACAACAGAUAAAAUACACCGAAUAUAAUAUGUGCUGAUUUUAAUGAGAGAUGCGGUGAACAUUAGAAUGUGGAAUUUGCUGGUCUGUGUCAUAUCCAAGUACAGCUAUGAUCACAAACACUGAUUAUUGAUUAUUGAUCACAACUGUAUUAAGAGUUGCAAAAAUUGUUUCAUUAUGCAUAUGUUACGGACUCUUCUUGUUACAAUUCAGAAAAUGCCAAUAAAAUCAUGAAUGGAAGAGAA
Molecule: messenger RNA, 1795 nt
Organism: Alosa alosa (allis shad)
Lineage: Eukaryota; Metazoa; Chordata; Actinopteri; Clupeiformes; Clupeidae
Product: sulfotransferase 6B1-like
Exons: 8
Coding region: 303-1229 (308 amino acids)
Biological process (GO): sulfation
Cellular component (GO): cytoplasm
Molecular function (GO): sulfotransferase activity
Source: RefSeq, a predicted model, not a curated record